Fundulus heteroclitus (mummichog) is the source of this 2514-nucleotide messenger RNA. RefSeq names its product taste receptor type 1 member 1-like. The record is from RefSeq and is a predicted model, not a curated record. Gene Ontology annotation, molecular function: G protein-coupled receptor activity. The transcript is spliced from 6 exons. Gene Ontology annotation, biological process: G protein-coupled receptor signaling pathway. NCBI's taxonomy places the organism in Eukaryota, Metazoa, Chordata, Actinopteri, Cyprinodontiformes, Fundulidae. Bases 1 to 2466 code for a protein of 821 amino acids. Gene Ontology annotation, cellular component: membrane.
AUGAGAGAGAAACAGUUUCUUGCUUAUCUGUGUCUACUGGGAUGUCUUCUGCUUCCCCUAAUUAAAGUUAUCUCUGCUUCAGAGUUCAAAUUGGAUGGGGAUUAUUUGAUUGGGGGUCUUUUUGAUAUUCAUCAUGUCAGUGGAGCAUAUCGUCAUUACAAGCCAGAAGCCAUCACCUGCUCAAGUGAACGAUUUAUUCUGUCAAGUUAUCGGCGAUUUCAGGUGAUGAGAUUUUCUGUUGAUGAAAUCAAUAACUCCACCAACCUGCUGCCAAAUGUAACUCUCGGCUAUCAGAUAUUUGACCACUGCUCAGACACACAGAACUUUAAUGGCGUUUUCAAUCUCAUCUCUGAUAAUAAUUUCAUAUACCCAUGGGACGAGUUGAGCAAGAACAUUUCUAAAGUGAUCACGGUGGUUGGCACUUAUACAAGCACGGAGACUCUGACCGUGGCCCCGCUCUUCAUGACGAAUCUUAUUCCUAUGGUCAGUUACGGAGCUGCUAGUUCCAUCCUUUCAAGAAAACAGAAUUUUCCAUCUUUCUUACGAACAGUCCAUCCCAACAAAGAUGUCAUUGAAGUGGUUUAUAACAUCCUGCAGAACUUUGACUGGCGAUGGGUCUCAUUCCUUUAUAGCGAUGGUGAUUAUGGAAAAGAUGGCUUGGACUUGUUCAUGAACAAGAUAAAGAAUACGGAGAUCUGCUUGGCGUACACCAAAGGCCUUACUGAAAACACAGAUUAUUCUCAAGUGUUCGACCAGCUUGAGGCACAAAGAGUGAAUACCAUCAUCGUUUUUGCUCCUGAAUGGACAGCUGAAGCUCUGAUUAAAGCAGCUAUAGAACAAAAUGUGACAAACAAAGUUUGGAUAGCCGGGGAUGCUUGGUCCUUACACAAGGAGCUCCCCAAGGAAAAUGGAAUCAGAAAUAUUGGAACUGUACUGGGUGUUGCUGAGCCAAAAAUGGCAAUACCAGGCUUCAACGAUUUUAUCUAUUCCUCUGAAGCUCAGUCUCAGCAUGAUAAUACAGAUGAGGAACCAUUUUGUAAUCAGAUUUGCAAGUGCCCGAAUGUGACUGCUGAAGAUAUCAUUAACGCAGACCCGUCUUUCAAUUUUCCUGUUUACUCUGCUGUCUAUGCUGUUGCACAUGCUUUGCACACUGUCUUGCAAUGUGGGACUGGCAGGUGUAAUAAAGCUGUAUCAGCACAACCACACAUGGUUCUAACAGCACUGAAGAAAUCCAACUUUCUACUUUUAAAUCAGAGCAUUCAGUUUGAUGAGAACGGAGACCCGAUGUUUGGGUCUUAUUCAAUAGUUUUCUGGAAUUACAGUGGGGAUGCAGAGGAGAUUGGGUUUUACAACUUUUACCCUUUUCUCCAGUUCUUCAUCAACAGCACUAAAAUUCAGUGGCAUUCAAAUGGGGAGGAACCAGUGUCUUUUUGUUCCAAAGAAUGCCCUGAAGGGUAUUCAAAAACCCAAGAGGGAAUCCAUAAAUGCUGCUUCAACUGUACAGUCUGUCCAAAUGGGACUUAUAUCAACACUACAGAGGACCCCUACAACUGCAUCAGUUGCAAGGAGACAGAGUGGUCAGAUCAAGGAAGUACACAGUGCAACCUGCGCCUGGUGGAGUACAUACCAUUCUCCGACAGUGGCGCCAUAGUGAUCAUGUUUGGAGCCUGCGCUUUAGUGGGCCUCACACUAGCCAUGUCUGUUCUCUUCGCCGUCAACUACAACACUCCUGUUGUCAGGUCUGCCGGUGGGCCGAUGUGCUUCCUGAUUUUAGGCUGCCUCAGUGUGUGUAGUCUUAGUGUGUUCUUUUACUUUGACAAACCUACAAUUGCUUCAUGUGUCUUAAGGUUUUUACCAUUUCUAUUGUUCUUCACUGUUUGUCUGGCAUGUUUUGUUGUACGCUCUUUUCAGAUUAUUUGCAUCUUCAAAAUAGCUGCCAAAUUCCCCAAACUCCUCAGUUGGUGGAUGAAAUAUCACGGACAGUGGUUGGUCAUCAGUGUGGCAUUUGUCACUCAGGCUAUUUUACUUGUUGCUGGUUAUUCUGUUGCCCCCCCAAGGCCUUAUAGUGAUAUAUUUUCCUACACAGAAAUAACCAUACUUGGUUGUGAUAUUAACCUUAAAGCAAUCUCUGGUUCUGUGACUUUACUUGCCUUACUGUGCUCCCUCUGCUUUAUUUUCUCCUACAUGGGAAAAGAUCUCCCUAAGAAUUACAAUGAGGCCAAAGCCAUAACCUUCUGCCUGCUGCUUCUGAUCCUUACUUGGAUUGUGCUCAUCACCACAACCAUACUUUACCAUGGAAAGCAUAUUCACACAUUCACUGCUCUGGCAGUGCUUUCUAGUCUCUACUCUUUUCUGUUAUGGUAUUUUUUCCCAAAAUGUUACAUCAUUAUUUUUCAGCCUCAGAAGAACACUCAACAGCACUUCCAGGGUCUCAUUCAGAACUAUACAAAAACCGUCAACCAGUAGUUCCCUCCAGAUAUGUUCUGCUUUACAUAAUAUCUUAAGAUUCUUGUA